Molecule: messenger RNA, 663 nt
Organism: Coniosporium apollinis CBS 100218
Lineage: Eukaryota; Fungi; Ascomycota; Dothideomycetes
Product: proliferating cell nuclear antigen
Exons: 3
Coding region: 1-663 (220 amino acids)
Biological process (GO): leading strand elongation; regulation of DNA replication; translesion synthesis
Cellular component (GO): PCNA complex
Molecular function (GO): DNA binding; DNA polymerase processivity factor activity
Source: RefSeq, a predicted model, not a curated record
AUGGACAACUCACACGUUGCGCUCGUCUCCAUGAUGCUCAAGUCCGAGAGCUUCUCACCCUUCCGCUGCGAUCGGAACAUCGCCCUGGGCAUCAACCUCACUUCCCUCACGAAGGUGCUUCGGUGCGCGCAGAACGAGGAUAUCCUGACGCUGAAGGCGGAAGAUGCGCCGGAUGUGGUCAACCUGGUGUUUGAAAGCUCCGAGAGCGACCGGCUGAGCGAGUACGAUAUCAAGCUCAUGGACAUUGAUCAGGAGCAUCUGGGUAUUCCGGAGACGGAGUAUGCCGCUGUUAUCAAGAUGCCUUCUGCAGAGUUUCAGAGGAUAUGCAGGGACCUGAUGGCUCUCUCAGAGUCUGUUGCCAUCGAGUGCACGAAGGAAGGCGUCAAGUUUGCCUGCCAGGGCGACAUCGGCUCGGGUUCAGUCACGCUACGAAGUCACACCAAUGUCGACAAGCCGGACCUCAAUGUCGAGAUAGACCUCACCGAGCCAGUCGCAUUGACGUUCUCGCUCAAAUACCUGGUCAACUUUUGCAAGGCUAGCGGCUUGUCCGGCCAAGUUAGGCUUUGCCUCUCCAACGAGGUGCCACUGCUUGUGGAGUACGGGUUGGCGAACAAUAGCUACUUGCGGUUCUAUCUGGCUCCAAAGAUUGGGGAUGAAGAAUGA